AUGCGCUACUACAUGUGGGGUGACAAAUCCGACGAAGAGCUUGAUCUAGAAAGCUCUGGAGAUAUAUGUCUUCUUCAAAGAUACCGAUACGCUACCUUCACCGACGAAGAUAAUCCAUCCAUGUGCCCCAUUAACCUAAGGGGGCUAUUGCAGACAGAAGUUGCACUUCGGGAGAAUACUCAACGCGAGAUAGCCUUGAAAGAGAAAAUAGGGCAUCUCUCUAAGGAAGACACAUACGUGACUGUUCUUCAGGACUUACAGGAGGAAUUGUCGACACUUUCGACGGAAUAUUGGACCUUAGAACGACGUUGGUGGGAGAUUAGGUCUUCGUAUGACGACGGCCCGCUGACCAGAGGUAUCGAUUUCUGGCGCUCACAGCCAAAAUGGUAUAUGCAUCAAGGAGAGGAGGCUGUUGUGGCAGAGACUGUGGAUGCUGUUCUCAUCGCCAGUCAGAACGGAAAUUUGCAGUUGGUCAUUGUACCGUGGAAUGUUCUUGUUGCGAGAGAGCCCGGGGGUUUGCACUCGACCCUGAGCAGAAAUCCCAAAUCCGGGAGUCCUUCAAACUUGAUUACAAAUCUAUCCGUGCAUGGUAUUACAAUCGAAUAA
Molecule: messenger RNA, 606 nt
Organism: Penicillium vulpinum
Lineage: Eukaryota; Fungi; Ascomycota; Eurotiomycetes; Eurotiales; Aspergillaceae
Exons: 2
Coding region: 1-606 (201 amino acids)
Source: RefSeq, a predicted model, not a curated record